This is a messenger RNA of Pogonomyrmex barbatus (red harvester ant), 6035 nucleotides long. RefSeq names its product WD repeat domain 81 (gene Wdr81). Gene Ontology annotation, molecular function: protein binding; phosphatidylinositol 3-kinase regulator activity. The record is from RefSeq and is a predicted model, not a curated record. Gene Ontology annotation, biological process: aggrephagy. Lineage: Eukaryota; Metazoa; Arthropoda; Insecta; Hymenoptera; Formicidae. Gene Ontology annotation, cellular component: mitochondrion.
UAUAUUGAUAUAAUUUAUACUUUUUAUUAUUAUAUCUAUAUUAAUAUAAGUAAAGCAAAAACUGAAGAAGAAUCGCAGUUUCUAUUUAUAAACGGUUGAAUACAACACAAAACAAAAUGGAUAUAAUAAGAGAACAUUUACUGGUACCAACGAAAUAUAUGACAUUAGCAGAUGAAAGAAUUUGCUUGACAAUUCACAAAAGCUGGCUAUCUCGAUUUUUAACGGUUGGCCCAUUUACAUUUGUCAGUCAUGAUCGUCUAUCUAAAGAUGAAAUAGCAGCACAGCCUAGUAUUGAUGAAUUGGGUGAUGAUUGGUUGAAAGUUUACGCAAAAGUAUAUAUAAAGCAAUAUAAAAAUGCAAUUCCUUUACCAAGAGGAAGACCUACCAAUACUAGUACAAAGGAUCAAGCAGAGUUAAUGUUCUCGCAAUUGCUGCAUUAUGUAGCUGAAACCAAUUAUCGAAAUCUAUGGAAAGAAACAUAUAAGAAAUAUUACAACCCUUGGAAUUUUGUUGAACAAAAAGAACAGUCUAGUAUAACUGCUAAUGUAAGUGAUGUUACUAUUAUGCAUGAAAUAUUGAAUAGAAUGUAUGGAUGUACUUUGAUACAAGUGGAACAUGGUAUAGUCUUGUCAGUAUCCAAUGGUAGAUUAUCUGAAAUACAUUGCAAUCUUGUACCAAUUCAUUAUGCCAUAGAAACACCAUCUGCAUUUAUAAUGCUUUAUGAGCAGACUGCCAAUUACUCUCUUCGCGAAUGUGUAAUGUAUAGUCCUGCUGCUCUUAAUACAAGUCAUGGAAAACCAUUAUUUGUAGUUUAUCAACUAUUGAGAUUAUCCAGAGACUUACAUGAUUGUGGUCUUGCAUUAGGAGGGAUUACACUUAGUGAUAUACUAGUCACAGACGAUUUUACUAUUCAGGUAUUACCAAAGUUAGAUGAUAAUAUUUAUCUAAAACCUGAUCAUCAAUAUAUAAAUGUUUCUCAAGAAAGUAAAGAAAAAAAUUGGGAUAGCAGUGCUUAUGGUAAAAAAAAUGGUAUAUCUUGCUCAAAUACUGACUUUGGUUUAAAUAAGAAUAUUGAGGAAUUGUGUGAGAUGUGGAUGUAUAAUUGUAUUAGCAACUUUGAUUAUUUAAUUGCGCUUAAUAAUUUGGCUGGAAGGAGAUAUGGUGAUCCUAGCUGUCAUCAUGUUAUGCCUUGGGUGACAGACUUUACUUCUAGAAAUGGUGGAAACUGGAGAGAUUUGACAAAGUCAAAAUUUCGAUUAAACAAGGGAGAUAGGCAACUGGAUCUUACAUUUGAUUCACAGUCAACUGAAGUUGGACACCAUGUAUCUGAUGUUUUGUCAGAGAUUACGUAUUAUGUAUAUCUUUCACGUCGAUAUAAUAAAUCUGUACUUUGUAAACAUGUACGACCUUUGUGGGUACCUGGAGAAUACCCGGCUUCAAUUCAAAGAUUAUAUGAUUGGAGUCCUGAUGAAUGCAUACCACAAUUUUUUACUGAUCCAAAUGUUUUUAAGUCCAUUCACGAAGAUUUACCAGAUUUAGAAAUUCCCGCAUGGGCGACUUCUCCGGAGGAUUUUAUUGAAAAACAUAGAGAAGCGUUGGAAAGUUUUUAUAUCUCGGAAAGAUUACAUCACUGGAUAGAUUUAACUUUUGGAUACAAAUUGUCUGGUUCGGCUGCCAUAAAAUCAAAAAAUGUUUGUCUACAGUUAGUUGAUAAUCAUACUGAUUUAACUAAUUCUGGUGUUGUACAACUUUUCACACAACCACAUCCACAAAAAAUUGUUCCAUCUCCUUAUUGGGGUAAAGUUCCACCACGUCUUCGACCAAUACCUUCGUCUAAUAAGAAUAAAAGUGAUCAACUUGCUAAUCGAGUCAGCGACGACGAAGGUCACAGUUCUGGUAUUGAAGAAGAAGAAUUAUCUGUGACAGUAACGAAUACAUCAAAAUCAUCGCCUCUUGUGUUGAGUCGCUUGUUGAGUCGUUCCAGAGGUUCUUUGCUUUCGGAAGAUAACAUUAAAUUGGAUAAAUUCAUUAAUCAAUCUAUUAUUCUUCCAAAGGAUUUUAAUCCUGUUGCAGCCCUCAUACAAGUGGAAACUACACAUACUUUUAUGCAUAAGGUCAAUCAUAGGAUUUACAAACCUGCAGUGGUAUCACAAGAUUUGUCUACGAAUUACAAGCAAAUUGUGGCUGGUGGACGUAUUAAGGAACAACAGAUACUUGGUUGUCUAAUAGUAGAGAUAUUUCUAGCUGGCAAAUUUCGUGCAAUUUGGAAUGUUGAAAAAGUAUCAUUUGCGCAAAGAUUUGCAACGUGUCUAAAUAUUUUGAAGACAUCAGCAGAUAAUUUACCGAAAUGUAUAAGAAACAUUGUAUCUUUGUUGUUACAAAUCGACAUUAUGUCAAAGAGUUAUAAUAUAGGCAAUGUAGAAAUGAAUGAUAUUUCAACGAUGAAUGAAACUCCUUUUCGUUAUCCCACAAUAACAUACAUGGGCCUUCCACCACCAUCUGCGCAUCAAUUUCUUCAACCAAUUUUAUCUGGUAGUCUGUUCCCAUUCUCUAAAUAUUGCCAAUAUUUAUAUAACAUUGUGGAAAUGUUGCAAGAAUACAAUGGUUUGGUACAAGAAUUAAAUUCUAUCGUGAAGAAUGAGGACGAUAUGGAUUUUGCAAUAAAAACAAAGAUAAAGUAUCUGUGUAAAAUUAAUGAAUGCAAAGUAAAAGCGAUUGCUAGAGAAUUAGAACAUUUGUUACCAUAUACUGAUGGUAUGAGAGAAGCCACUUUGCAAUUGAUAGUGCCUCAUAUAAUACGAAUUAUGGAAGAACCUUAUAGUGCAGUAUUAGCAGUAUGGCAUCUUUUUGAUCCUAUCGCAAAAACAUUGGGCCCAAAAGAUACAGCCGAUACAUUCCUUUCACCUAUUAUAAAAUUAUAUGAAAAUGGUUCUAUCAUGGAUACUACCAUAUAUACUGAUAUAAUAUCUGCAAACACACUUGCAAAAUUUCGAACUACCAGAUUAUAUCAUAGAACAUUCUUGCUGAAAUUGAUAGUCAGAUUGGGACUACGUAGAUUUUUAGACAAUUUUAUCAACUCUCUGGUAGAAGCAGUGGGAGGAUACAAAGAUUAUGUACAAGGCUCCGUUGAGACAUACACACACAGGACUGUAAAUUUAAAAAGCUGUGACUUAAGUGGACCCUGCAGUGAGGGGGAAGGAAUUUUAUCUCCCCUAGAUGAAGAUUCCUUUACAGAUACUGAACGUAAUGUUGUCCAACCAACAACCAAUGAUCAUAUAUUUAAUACAAUGACAGACAAUGAUAUUGAAGAAGUAUUUACUAUGGAAACAGAGGAUAAUUCAUGGAUUUCUUUAAAUAAUACUGCACCAUAUGAUCUACAUAUAGAUCUACAUAUAGAUCUCAAUCUAAAUGUUUGCGAUGAUUUAAAUGAUGAUGGAAACAAAAAUUCACCGAGUGGCUCUAUCAAAUCACCAACAAUUCCAAUACCUAAAUCAAAUACCAGUGGGACUAAGUUAGUAACCGAAUUUAACAGUAUUGGUUGCAAUGUCGGCAGUAAAACUUCCAGUGAAGAUUUUACUUAUGUUAGCGCAUAUUCUAAUAUUCAUUCUGAUAGUAAUCAUUCGGAAAAUAUAUGCAAUAUAGAUACUAAGGAAGACAAUUCUGCUAUGCUUCCCGUGGAACAAUCUGGGAACAAGUGCGACGCAAUCAAAUCCAAUGAGAAUCUACAUCAAUUGGAUCAUAUUUAUCAAAAAUCUACUCCAAGUGAAUGUACAAUUUCCGAAAUGAGUGCAGAAUCUGUUAUUUGGCUAUCUCAUAGACUCGGCCCGGUAUUAACGGCACGAUACUUGUCACGCAAUCUUCUAAGAAUGCUUACGUUAUGUUACGCCGGAAAAGAAAAUUUAACAUCAAUCGAUGACAAUAAUUUCGUAUGUUUGGAAGAUGUUACAUGGAAAAAACCCAUAUUAGCUGGUGAUCAAAAUGCUGUUAAGGUUUUAGAAUGCCUCACAGCUAUCGCAGGAUUGUAUGGAGAACAAAUUAUAUUGCUGCAAUAUUUUGCACAUAUGGUUGAGCUAUUAGCUUUGUGUAAAAGGAAGUUAACACAGAAUUUGGAAGGAGGUUUGAUUUCUUGUUUGGCUCUAUUAAAUCACAUUAUAGCAUAUCUUAGCGAUUCUACAUUGAUGGACGUGCUUCAUGAACCGAUCGUUAAAUCCAUUUUGCAUCCCACAGUACGUAUACUUUCAACCGCGAGAUUUACAUUUUCAAAUGGAAUACUUGCACGUGCUGCUUUGGCUGAAAAAUGUUUAGAAGCGAUGUUUACUCUUAGCUUACGACUUGGCAGUGUAAUGACGAAAAAUCAUUUAGCAGUGCCAAUUCAACGUUUCUUUCUAGCCUUUGACAAAGCUUUCAAUGAAAAUAUUGACAACAGAAUUUCAUCAGAUAGUUUAGAGCAAAAAGUAGACGUAACCUGUGAACAUUUUAUACGGACGAAAGAAGAAUCUGUUAAUAGUGGAAUUUACAUAUGGAACAAACUUGAUACAGAUAUUGCAGAUUCGUAUUCCCCUCCCGUUGUAAAAAACGACAUACCGGAUUUACAAAGAAAUAGAGCAUUUGAAGAAUUACGAGCUGUAUUCACCACUGAGUUUGCUCAUAAAGCAUACAUGCUUUUUUAUAGAUGUGUAGAUACUGAAAUGAUGGAGCAUAUUCUCAAAAAUCACGAACAUAUACAAGAACUUUGUCACGAUUACGAACAAAAAAUAAAAGGGAUUUCAGCGAGCAAUGAUAAUAUGGAUAAGUGCAAUACUUCCGUGGAUUGCGACAUAGCAGAAAAUGUAGAAUCGAUUGAUAAAGGCGUUUGCAGCUUUGGAAAUAUAUCUGUGAUAGGAAAUAGAUUCGAGAUACAGAAAGAUGAUACAAAAUCCCAAUCAGCAAUGGAGACGAAUGUUGCUGCUAAUCGUGAGACAACUUGUCUAUUAUCUGCUGGCAGACAACUACGCGGUAAUUGGCUGGCAUAUUGGGAGCAUGAGAUAGGUAGACCAGAAAAAGAUACAAUAUUUAAUAUAAAGCAGAUAAAACUUCAGACUUUCAACGGACAUACAAAUAGCGUAAGAUGUCUUUACGUGUUAGAUAAUGAAAAUAGUUUUAUGAGUGGUGGCAGAGACAAAACUGUAAAAUUAUGGAGUUUACGAAGCCAGGGUGAUGGAAAUACAAUCUCAUCGUGUCAAUAUACAUAUACUGGACAUAAAAAGUCUAUUCUAUCUCUCACAUUCUUAGAAUCUUUGAGAUACGCAGUAACAUGCGAUGGAGUGAUUCACUGUUGGGAUCCUUUUAUGGGUUCGCUUCUGGGAUGUCCAGAAAGUAAUCGUCCUUUACCUGUGAAUACUUUAGCCUCAAGUCCUUCUCCAUCUACAACUCUUCUUGCGGGAACAACUGACAUUACCCUUAGAGUUAUUGAUUGUAGAACAUUCCAAUACGUCAAUGAAAUGAAAGUUUCUAUGAAUCCAACUGGUUUAAUAAGAUGUAUCGCAGUAUCUCCUAGUGGUAAUUGGGUCGCUUUAGGUCAAGCGUCAGGUUUUUUAACAAUACUUGAUAUUCGCACUGGUUUAAUUAUCGCAUCUUGGAAAGGACAUGAAUGUGAGAUCCUGCAAUUACAAGCGAUAAAUGAAACUACCAUAGUGAGUUCUUCUUUGGACCAAACUAUAGCUGUGUGGAGUGCAAUAGAUGGAAAACUCAAAUUUCACUUGAAAGGUGCAACAGAACCUAUUCAUUGUAUGGCAAUGCACGAACAGGCAUUAGUGAUAGGUACAACGGCAAAUAGAAUUGGCGUCUAUACCGCUGUAGAAAUGACAGCUUCGUUAAGCUCAUCCAAAUUGAAAUCUGAUGCUUUUAAAGGCAUUCUUACUGCCAUGGCUAUUCUUCCUCUCAAUCAGUUAUUGUUAUUAGGCGCCGAUAACGGUGUAAUUACGCUAUUAUGUUAAAAAAAGCUAUUUACAGAACAUACACGAUUAAACUAUUAUUAAAUAUUUAAAGAGAAAAAA